AUGGAACCGGUACCGGAAGCACCACCAGAGGCAGUACCAGAUCCACCAAGACCAGCGGAGCCAGAUGCUCCAGCUCCAAGAGAGCCGGUGCCGGAAGCACCGCCAGAUGUACUGCCAGUAGCACCAACGCCAGUCGAGCCAGAGCCACCGAGGCCAGCAGCACCUGAGGCGCCAGCGCCGAGGGAACCGGUACCGGAAGCACCACCAGAAGCAGUGCCAGAUCCACCAAGACCAGCGGAGCCAGAUGCUCCAGCUCCAAGACCGCCAGUUGCUGAAGCACCACCGGAGCUGCUACCAGUAGCGCCAACGCCAGCAGAGCCAGAGCCAGAGCCACCGAGUCCAGCUGAACCAGAGCCGCCGAGUCCAGCAGCACCUGAGGCACCAGCACCGAGGGAGCCGGUACCGGAAGCACCACCGGAUUCACUGCCAGAGCCACCAAGGCCAGCAGAGCCAGAGGCACCAGCACCGAGGGAACCGGUACCGGAAGCACCACCAGAAGUAGUACCAGAUCCACCAAGACCAGCAGAGCCAGAAGCUCCAGCUCCAAGAGAGCCAGUGCCGGAAGCACCGCCAGAUCCACUGCCAGAUCCACCAAUACCAGCGGAAUCGGAGCCACCCAGGCCAGCGGAGCCAGAAGCACCAGCACCAAGGCCGCCAGUUGCAGAAGCACCACCGGAGCCACUGCCAGUAGCGCCAAGGCCAGCGGAACCAGAGCCAGAGCUAGAGCCAGAGCCACCAAGUCCAAGGCCAAGGCCAAGACCGCUGGAGCCACUGCCCGAACCGCCUAGGCUAGCAGAGCCAGAUCCUGACGCAUCGCCAGAGGCAUCAGCGUCAGCCGAAGAAUCAGAGGAACCACUGGCAGAAGCGGAACCACCACCCAAGAAGCCAGGAAGGAAAGAUGAAAUUCCACCCGAGCUACUGCCGCCGCUGGAGCUGCCCAAGGGCCAGAGACAAGGCUCGCGGGUCUCAAGGGUCUUGUUGAAGGGAGCUGCGAGAGCAGUGCCAGCAAGGAAAAGAAUCGCGGUAUUCUUCAUGUUGCCGGAACAAUGA
Molecule: messenger RNA, 1050 nt
Organism: Penicillium nucicola
Lineage: Eukaryota; Fungi; Ascomycota; Eurotiomycetes; Eurotiales; Aspergillaceae
Exons: 1
Coding region: 1-1050 (349 amino acids)
Source: RefSeq, a predicted model, not a curated record